Messenger RNA from Musa acuminata AAA Group (dessert banana), 1792 nucleotides. RefSeq lists its product as uncharacterized. Lineage: Eukaryota; Viridiplantae; Streptophyta; Magnoliopsida; Zingiberales; Musaceae. The record is from RefSeq and is a predicted model, not a curated record. The transcript has 8 exons. Gene Ontology annotation, biological process: DNA repair. Gene Ontology annotation, molecular function: single-stranded DNA binding; ATP binding; ATP-dependent DNA damage sensor activity. The coding region runs from base 146 to 1402 and encodes 418 amino acids.
AAACCCUAUUCUCUCCUCGAGGGUUUGGAACCGCUCUUGCUCUCAUCGCAGUGCGGCACUGAGGCUCCCUUUUCUUUGUCUUCUCAACCGCCUGCUUCGUCAGGGUUCCCGUGGGAAGCAGCAGACCUGUUGGUGGUUGAGAGCCAUGGCGAGGCUUCUUCGGUGCGCUUCAUUUAGGCGAGCCCUUUUUGCUUCGGAGAUGUAUGGACAAGGAACCAGGGCAUCUGCUUUACAAGUUUGCAACUUCUCUAGUAAAGGUAAAAAAAAAACCAAGUCAGAUGGAAGUGACGCUGCUGAACAAAACCUCUCCGGCAAAGAACUGGCUUUACAGCAAGCAUUGGAUCAGAUUACAGCCGCAUUUGGAGAGGGCUCAAUCAUGUGGCUUGGUCGUUCUCAAGCUUCCAAGGUAGUGCCUGUCAUAUCUACAGGAUCAUUUUCGUUGGAUAUGGCAUUGGGAAUUGGUGGGCUUCCAAAGGGACGUGUUGUAGAAGUAUAUGGUCCAGAGGCAUCAGGGAAAACUACACUUGCUCUUCAUGUUAUUGCAGAAGCACAAAAGAAUGGAGGUUAUUGUGCUUUCAUAGACGCAGAGCAUGCUCUGGAUCCAGCACUGGCAAAGUCUAUUGGUGUAAACAUUGAUAAUUUGCUACUGUCACAACCAGAUUGUGGUGAGCAGGCACUUAGUCUUGUUGACACUCUAGUUAGGAGUGGCUCCGUUGAUGUUGUGGUUGUAGACAGUGUAGCCGCCCUCGUACCUAAGAGUGAACUUGAUGGUGAGAUGGGUGAUUCCCAUGUGGCCCUCCAAGCAAGGUUGAUGAGCCAAGCUCUCCGCAAGUUGAGCCAUUCACUUUCACGGUCGCAGACAAUUUUGUUAUUUAUUAAUCAGGUUAGAUCAAAGGUGAGCACAUUUGGGUAUGGUGGACCAACAGAAGUUACUUCAGGUGGCAACGCCUUGAAGUUCUAUGCAUCUGUUCGCAUGAACAUCAAAAGGACUGGCUUGGUUAAGAAGGGUGAUGAGACUCUGGGGGCUCAAGUUACGGUGAAAAUUGUGAAGAAUAAACAUGCCCCUCCAUUUAGGACAACACAGUUUGAGCUUGAGUUCGGCAAGGGGAUCUCUGGUGAGUCGGAGAUUAUCGAAAUAGGGUGCAAGCACGAGUUAAUUACGACUCGUGGUUCUUUCUAUACUUAUGAAGAACGCAAAUUCCAUGGAAGAGAUGCCCUCAAAUGCUAUCUUGCUGACAAUCAAGCGAUCCGAGAAGAAUUAAUAGCGAAGCUGAGGGAGAAAAUAUUGGAUUGCCGCACUGAUAAAAAUGCAGGCCCUGAAGGUGACAUUCCAGAUGCAAACGUAUCAGAGGAGACUAUCACAUCUGACACAACCGAUGAGGACAUUGUUGCUGAGGCCUGAUGUGUCACUGUCAUACCUUGACAAGCUGAUAAGUUUCUUGCCGUCCACCCUUAAAACUAAAAGUGAUCAGGCUUUAUCAUAAUCAGAAUCGCAAAGGUGGUAAUUUUGGAGACCUUUAGGGUAAUUUGGUGAUAUGUCGCGUAUGUAUAACUGAUUGUAUCCAGAGCAAGGAAUUGAUGGGCUUGUGGUACUAAGAAAUUCCAAGGACAUGGUGAUGGAAAAUGUUAGUGUAGCGAGUGUAGUCUGGGUGAUAGAGCACAGGAAAUGUGGUCUCCUUCUCGAUGUCACAUCUGCUAACUCUCAGACACCCAUAUAUCAGAAUUACUUUUAUCGUUCUUAUUGUCUCAAGAAUUAUGCUUAUGGUUAUUAUACAAAUGUCAGAUUGGAAGA